GGCGGCGGCGGUUGUUGGCGAGCGAGGGUGAACGGCGAGCGGCAGCGGAGCGAGCGGCGGGCCGCGCCCGGCCAUGAGGCACGAAGUGCCCAUGCAGAUGGCAUCUGCUCAAGAUUCCAGAUAUGGCCAGAAAGACACAUCUGACCAGAACUUUGAUUACAUGUUCAAACUGCUCAUUAUCGGCAACAGCAGUGUUGGGAAAACCUCCUUUUUGUUCCGAUAUGCUGAUGAUUCCUUUACAUCUGCAUUUGUAAGCACGGUUGGGAUCGAUUUCAAAGUAAAAACGGUUUUCAAAAAUGAAAAAAGAAUUAAGCUACAAAUUUGGGACACAGCAGGUCAGGAGAGAUACAGAACUAUUACCACGGCUUACUACCGAGGUGCCAUGGGCUUCAUUUUAAUGUAUGACAUCACGAAUGAAGAAUCUUUCAAUGCUGUGCAGGAUUGGUCAACUCAAAUCAAAACAUACUCUUGGGAUAAUGCCCAGGUUAUUUUGGUCGGUAACAAAUGUGACAUGGAGGAUGAACGGGUAAUCUUCACUGAGAGAGGCAAACAUUUAGCAGAGCAACUUGGAUUUGAAUUUUUUGAAACAAGUGCCAAGGACAACAUUAAUGUCAAGCAGACGUUUGAGCGACUCGUGGAUAUCAUCUGUGACAAAAUGUCGGAAAGUCUGGAGACAGAUCCCACCAUUGCUGCCAGCAAGCAGAACACACGGCUAAAGGACACCCCUCCUCCACAGCAGCCCAACUGCGGCUGUUAAUGCAGCUACCAGCAAAGGCAGCUCCAGUGUGGUCUGUUGCCAACAGAGUAUUUAUGAAUGGUCUAUAUGCCUUUAUUUAUACUGUCUUAUUAAUUUGUUUUGGAGAAAAGUCUUUUAUUUUACAUCAGCAGCUGGUUGGGUAUGCAUAUGGGGAUCGAGAGGUUAUUAGUUUGAAAGGACAAUUCAUUUUUUAGCAUCUGGCUUUUGCAUGCAGUGUGGCUAUUAGUUUCUCUUUUCUUUUUACUCUUUUGCAUUACACUUACUUCAGCUGGUGCCACGUCUUCAGACCACAUUUGCCUAAAAUUGACUCUUGCUUCAUCAGUUUCAAAUUAUAUAGUCAAAUCCUUAUAGUAGCCAAGGUGUUUUAGAAUAAGCCGAAAUUUAUUUAGAAUACCAAAAAAUAAUUUAGAAAUACUGCUUUAGUUAGCCGAUCCCUCAUUUUGUCCAGAUCAUUUGUAUAAGGGACACUUCCUGGAGCAUAUUGCCUUGGCAAAGCUACACUCAUCAUUUUACACAUCAUGGCUGAUUGGAAAUUGCAGAAGUUAGUAGUUGUUAGUUGCGGACCCAAAGCCACCAAAGCUCCCUGUGAGUUUCCAGCUGGAUGUGGGUAUUCAGUGCAGACCCUCAGAGAUAUUAGGUACUUCAUCCUGUUUGGGUAGCUAAUAUGUUUACCUUUCCAUGGGAGCUGCAUGACUAUCCAAUACCUUCCUGAAACUGGGCUUAAUUUCUCAUUUCAUCAUUACAGAGAUCGUGGUAGUACCUACUGCAGUAGUGGAGGGCUGACUGGCUCUUUUCACUUCUACUUGCACGAGAUAUUAAACACGCAUACAUAUUAAACAGAGUUCUAUAUUACCCCUGACAGAGCCAAAUCCAUUACACUCAGUUGUUCAUAGCCAAAAACUGUCUUGUCAUGUUGCUGUCAAACCUGCAUACUUAAGUUUUCAGGAAUUUCAUCUCCCAUUCAGUCACUGAGACGACCAUCACCACGCUGGCUACAAACACCUGUAUUUUACUCAGACCUAUUGCAGAAGUGCUGCUGGUGUCAGUGAACUGGAGUUUGACCUCAUUUUUACUUUGAUGAGGAUAUCUAUUUUGACAAGACAAUCAGAAUUUCAUAAGAUUUUUUAAAACUUUAGGAGUAAUAAAAAAUUGUCAACAUUUCUAGUGCUAGGCUGAAUACAUUCAUAAGAUCAGCAAAAGGCUGUGAAGAUAACAGAAUAAAGUACACAAAUUCUUUUUUAAUAAAGUGUUAAAAAUUAUUGUAUUUCACCAUUUUUAAAAGUACUCCUCUAGUAGUUGGUGGCAGUUUCUUACAUCUGUGCUCUGGAGUACUUUGAACAACUGCUUUACUUGCGUCACAGUGACAUUUUUUAACUAAAUGGCAUAAUUGAAGAAGCGUUAACUGUUUUAUUGUUCCAAUUAGAUAGAACUUAGGACCAGGCUGACAUUUCUUAAACUGUCUGCAACGGGAAAAAUUGGAAGACGAGCAAAAAAGUUAGGAAGUAACCCAAGGUACUGCAAACUGCUCACAACUGCAAAGAAAUCCCUCUACACACAUUACUUUUCUUGAAGGUAGUUUAUAUAACUCCUGAAACACACUAGGAGAAAAUUGCCUCUGUUUUUUACACUGAUUAAAUAACCUACCUACAAAUUGACACAGUAAAAAUUACUUCCAAAACAAGGCAUAUAGACAUAUGUAAAAUGGAUAUGCCAUCAGGGCACUACAUUGGCUGCCUAACUUAGAUGAAUAAAUGUUCUUAAAUAUUCUUUCUUCAUUCUGGGGUUUUAAACCACAUCUGUCCUGUUAGCGAGUUUACUUAAGCACUUGUUUUCCUAGUAGACAUGUAGACUGGACUUCACUUGUUUACUUCCAGAAAACUCUGUCCAAUUUGGGGCCUAUGAGAAGCAAGGUGGAAGAGGCAUGUGCUUUCCCAGUCAGAACCCUGCCUUUCUCCAGGGAUGCUGCUUUUCUUUCCCCCAUCUAAGGCAGCAUGUUGGUAACUGUGCUGAGAGACUUUCAUUAAUACCUCUUCACCCACUAUCUGGUUUGGAAGAAGAGGUGAUAAGAAGCUGAGGAUGUUUUGUGUGAGAUGGUGGGCAGUUUCCCAUCCUUUUCUCGUUAUGUGCAGUUAUUCCUGCUGGAGAAAAAGUAGCAGGGAAACCUUGAGACAGCACUCAGCUUCAGCCCUCAAGUCCUUUAGAAAAGGUUUAGGCUGUAUUAUUAGUCUCAGGCAAGGCAGGAAGAGAGGAGGACAGCCAGAUUUUACACGAUCUUGGGCAUAUUCUAGAUCAUGCAGCAUGGCUACAAGUGCAAGUAUUCUUCCAGCUUUGCUCUGGGAUGCUUGCUGCAAAAUGGUCAUCUCCUGUGCAUGUUGUAACAAGCAAAAAAGACUCCAAGGUGGCCCUUGCUCCAGUCACACCUUGCUUGGACUCCACUGCAAUGAAUUCUGAAUUCCAGACCCUCCUUGUGUCUUUAUGACCAUGUAGACUCUAAUCAGUGGUGACAGUACAUUAUUAGCAUAUAUCUUUUUAAACAAAUGGAAUGAUAGAUAAAUAGUUCUUUACUUAAAUAGGAUAAAUUAAUUGCUUUUCAUUUUACAUCAGGAGUCUGGGCAGAAGAGUAACAGCAAAAUCAAAGAGGGAGACUCUCUCCUUCACAUUUCUGAGACAACUAGCCUCCCAGGCCUCCAGCAUGUCUGACCUGCAUGGGACAGGGAGGGUGGGGGAAGCAGCUGCCAGAGUAGCACUGUUCAUUAGACUGCUAGCCCCGUGUUAUUAGGAAAAGGCUCAUCUGAAGUACAGCAGCAGAACCAGUCAGUAUUUGCAAACUCUAGGAUCUUUGAACUGACACUCGGACAUUGACAUACAGUUCAGAAUUAGUCAGAUUAAUUUUUAAAGUGUUCCCAUUAAAUCCUUGGAGGUUUUCAAGACCAGAGUGGCUAAAGCCCUGGGCAGACUGCUCAGGCCUCUUAGCUGGCACUGUUUUGAGCAGCAAGUUGGGAUGGAUGACCUGCUGAUGUCCCAUCAAACCCUAUUUAUCCUAUCAUCCCUUCCUCUGAAACUGAAAAUGCAGAAGUUCAAGUAGACCUUUUCUUAAUAAUCAGGGUUACCUACUGUUGGAAAAGUAAGCUUUGCAUUUCCACCACAGGCUGGCUUUCGCAGCCAUGUUUCACAGCAGUAUUGAGCUUUCUGCUAUAAAGUGUGGUCAGAUUCAGAUCAGAAGCAUCAUGAUCUCUCUCAGUACCUCUGUCAGCUGGAACCUGGCUAUUGUAGAGAAACACAAAAGACAGAAAGGCUUUUGGGGAGUAACUUACUAUCCCAUCCCCAAACAUUCUAAAAAAUUAGUUUGAGUUCUGGGGAAACUAGCAGAAUUGGGAUUUUCAUUCUAUUUAAAAUAAUGCCUUGGCCUGUUCUUAGGGUAGGAUAUCCAAAAACAACCUCUGUCAAUCCAGUUCGGCUCCUUCAAUCUAGUUCUGCUCCUAAUGACUUAUGUGAAAGAAUUGCAAUUUUCUUAAAUGCAAGUAGAAUUAGGCUGGACACUUUUGGAAAUCCCAUCCCAACCUGAUCAAGGGCCAAAAUUUAAAUAAUCAAUGACUCAUUCUUCAUGCAUAUCCAAUAGUCACCAAUUAUGACUUCUUGGCGGAGACAAGCAGGAUUUGGUUAGAUCCCUGAUCUAUCCACUAGUGUAGCACAGUCCUGUCAAGAGAAAAUAUCAGCUAAAAAGAGUUCUAUUUUAGUGAUGGAAGAGGGCUGGAUCGUUAAAUUGAAACCUGGGAUAAGAUAUCCAAAACUAUUUUCAGCCUCAUCACAAUUCUUGGUGAAAAAGUACUCAUACAUUUUGCACUAGUUUUUGUCACUCUCAGUGCAGAAAUAGGACUGAAUGGUAUGGAGCCUUAGGUCCAGCCACAGGUAACCCUUUCAGAUGAGAUUUAGGCCACUUAGUGAGAUGCAGCAACUGACACACGGAGCACAUUAAAUUUCUGAGAGAUUAGAUGCCUUUGGGCAGAGGGUCCUGAGAUCCAUAGUGCCAGCUGAACUAAUACUACACAAACCAUUUUCCAAGUUAUGAUCUAGACUAAAGCUUUUAGCAGCAGGCUAAUCAUGUGCAUGGUUAAUGUGCCAGCCUUACCAUGUUCUGACAGUGUCUCGCUUGCCACAUGGUCCGACUAGUGCUCAGAAUAUGCCUUGGGAGCACAGAAGAGCAUGGGAUGUGACUGGUUUCUGUGGUGCCUCCUGGCACCUACCUGCCGAACAGCUAGCAAGCCCUGCUGGGUUGAACCUUCAGGUGCAUGUUUCUGAUUCUGAUAAGAGUUUGUGGUCACACGCAUUCUGGUCCUUGUAGCGCAACUAAAUACUGUAUCUUUUUGCUGUUGUUAGUUUAUUUAGAUCUGAUUGUUUCAUGUUUGAAAUACAUAUGAGCCAGCCUGAUUUUCUGUCAAACAAUAGUCUUUCUCUCUGAACAGCUAUGCACGUGACUGUUACCUGGAACUAUUUGUUCCUUUGUGCUUAUACUUAAUGUAAUGCCUAGACAAACUACCUGAGCAACUACAUCUAUGUGGCCUUUCCAGAGCACCAGUCUGAAAGAUUAAGUUUUCUUCCCAGUCUGCUCAGCUCUGUAUAUUCAGCUGUAGCACCUGCAUCUUCUUUAUUUUAGGAAUGAAGUGCUAUUUCAGGGUGCAAAAAAUCUGGAGUUUGAUCCUAACUUUUAGAGUGCUUUUAGUUUAAUUGCCACUUCUAGGAAAAAAAAAAAAGGUGGUACAAAUUCUACAUUUGAUGAUGAUGCCUUUGUUUCCUCAACAGCAGAUGAAUUAUGCUGCAUUUGCAUUCCAAAAUAAGCCCCCCCCCCCGCCCCAAUUCCUCUCCCCACAACUACUCUUUUCUAUAUUUGUUCGUGAGAGGCAAGUGUUAUUGCUUGCAUUUUUAAGGGCAUCAACUAAAUUACGCCUACGGACAGAUUCCUCCUUGACCUGUUUCAUACAGACAGACACACAGUGGAUGAGACUGGCUCUUCUUUAAGAUGACAGAUUUAGCAAUGUGAGGCCAUGAAUAUGUAAAUACUCACAGAUAAACCCUCAAGGGGUGUAAAGCAACAUGUCUUCACUUAUGCCCACAGAGGAGUGAGUUGUGUUGAUUUACACCAUUUAAUCCAUACACAUAGCCUCUUCAGUACAAUCUGACUCUACAUUUUCUCAUUUGUCAAGUCUCAUGUAAAGCAGCAACUAGUUUAAAUUAUUUUAAUGAUUUCUACCAGUUUUCUUUAUUAAGGGAUAAAUGUAGUUCACCUUUGCAAUUUAAGCUUUUCUUUUCCUUUUUUUUUUUUUCUUCUUUUUCUUCACUUUGGUUAACCAUGGAUGUUUACUGAAGCAGAAAUUGUAACUGCACACAUAUAGUACACACAUAUACACAGCAGUACAUCUUUGACACUCAUUCAGUUCCCACUCAUUUGUUCACAUUCAGUGCAGCCUUCCCUAAACACCACAGUGGAAUUUAUCCAUAAAUUCUCAUUAGCACCAGAUACCAGCUGGGUUGCAUUUGCAGACCAUAGAUUUAUUACCCAUGGUUCCAGCAGAUGUAGGUGGCUUGUCAUUUAUAGCAUAAGGUACUUGGUAUUUGGCUUACACGGGAAGCAAAAGUCCUAAUCUUCCAAAUAACUUCAGGAGAAAUUAAAGCUAGAGAUCGCUUACCACUUCAGGCGAUAAAUUUUGUUGAGUAAUUCUGACAUGUACCUGCAACUAGUGUUAAAGGAAAUGUUUGUUUUGUAACUCCUGUUUAAUAUUUUGUCAGUAAUGUCAUAUGUGUUGUGGCUCAGUUGGACUGUGUUACCUAUAUACUAGUGUUUGUGGAAUUCAAAUGUCUUAAACGUUGCAUGAAAAUAUGUUAUAAAAAUAGAUAUGUUUUCUAUUUUUGAAUACCUCAAAACUGAGGAAUCAUGGGCCAAUAAGUGCAAUAUUUAAUUAUUUACUCGGUGUAUAUAAACUCGUGUGAAAGGGAGAAGUGUCAUGUAUGUGUGAUAAGCUGUUGAUGAUGCCUGUGUGGCUUGAGAUUUCCAGUAGAUAUAUGUGUCUGGUAGUGAAAUUUAUAUAGUAAACACUUUACCAGUGUAGUGUAAGAAAACUCUAUUCUUAAGUCAUUUAAACUAUUUUUCAUAUAUGAGACAAUGGUAAAGAUAUUUGUAUGUUUACUGCAAGUGCAUGUCAAUUUUACUUUUAAAGUUGUGAGUGUCCUUUUUGAAAAUGAUCAUGUUACACCAACACUAGUGGGACAGUGCUUUCAGUCAGAUGAUGUUUGUAACCAUUUCUAAAUUAUCUGCCUAUAUUUUUAAAGCAAGUUCUCUAGAAGCAUUAAAAGAACCUCCUAGAGCUCAGCAGUUACGGUGAGUUAUUUAUUCUUAAAGAAUCAGCUCUGUCUGCCUGUAUUGCAUAAUAUCAUAUGGGCAUGUUUUCUUUAAUCUGAUAUAGUUAACUCAUAAUACUUACCUGAAAUAUUAAAUAGGAGUACCCAAUACUAUUGCAGAUAACUUGGCAAACUUCAGUUGGUGCCCUGAGUUAACAUUUUUGGGAACAGCUUGAAGGGCACAGUCAAAAUGGUCCAGCACGGUGGAUGGUGACCUUAAUUAGUCGCUUCUGCCAGUGAAGUUUGUUAACUUUUCUAUAUCUUAAAGAUGGAAGAAGCAUCCUUAAAUACAUUGACCCAGACUCUUCACUCAACUGUUACAUGGCCCUCAAUGUUGAACAACCCCACUGUUAGCCAUAAUGCUGUGGUAUAAAUGGAAACAAAAUGCAGCCCAGAAUCUGACCAUGAAAUUAAGAGGCAUCCAGUCUUUUUUUCUUUCAUGUUAUCUUUGCAUAUUUCUAAUCGUUCUGUAAGUACAAGUACAUGAGCAAGGCCAUCACUAUUCAGCAAAACCCUUGGGUACAUUUGGGAUCUUGAACCCUGAAUCACAGAUCUGCCGUGGGGUUCCCAGCUGUGUCCAGAGUCUCUGCAGAGGAGAAGCUCAUUCUGAGCCUUGCUACCUCUCUGGUUUCAAAGGAAUGCAUCAUCUGCCUUCAGAAUUUGCUAAAUAGAUAGGCCACUGAGUCUGGGCCAAGGGGAGUAACAGGUUUUGCUGAAUAAUUUUUAUAACAAAUUAUUUUAAUUAGUACCUCUUGAAAAGGUACAUAAGUAGAUUUUCAGUUGGAUCCAAUACAUUUUUGUGACAAUUUACAAGGUUGAUUUAGGUUUGGGGAUUUUUUAGAACUAGCUUGAUCAGGAAAAGAACCCAACCUUAAGGCCUACUGGAAAUCAGUAUCAUGGGUUUCCUUUCCUGUGUCACCAUAUAGUUUCUCUGAGAAAGCAAAGUAGCCAGAUUACAUUAAGUAGCACAGGACAGUACUUGCAGUGACCUGAGCAGCCCUUAAAAUUCUCCCUGUUUUUAUACCUUCUGCCAUGAAAACUUACACAAAAUUAUACAGACCAGAGUGAAAUGAAAAUGUAUGUGGAGAGAAACUUGGGAUUGCUUAAUUAAAAAAAAAGGAGAUUCUCGAUAUCUUUGUAGCUGAGCAGCAGAGAAAGCAACAGUCAUAAUAUGAGCUACCACUUAAAUACAGAUAUACAGAUUGCUACAGGACUGAGGAUGCUUUACCUAAACUUUUUAUUGCUAAGUGACCUGACUGUUCAAGGGCUGGCAGAUGAUUUUACCUUUUUAUAAAAUUCCUCUCAGACAUGUGAUUACAUACACAAAGAUAAAUGCUUUAAAAAUGUGCAGCUGUUCUGGCUCCCUCAAGCUAACUUUCUUGCUGAAUUGUUCUUGAAGACAAGUUGAAGUACCUGCUUAGGAUACAUUUGUGAGGGGGUGAGACUCAAUCUGUCUCUCCUCCACCAACUCUUACUGCAAUAUAUAGUUACUGUGGUUCUAAAAAAUAUGUUAGUUAAAAAUGCUGCUGGGUGACAUAUUUUGUGAAUCUUCUGCAUACAUCCACAGGAUCUCUUGUCUGAACGUGAAGUACCAGUUUUAUCCAUGUGCAGAGUUUUAAUUCUAUGUGGACGUAGAGACCAUGUGUAUUCCAUUGGAUAUUCUGUUUGUAUGUGGCUUCUGUAUACCCAGUGGAUUUUGUUUGUUUGAUUUUUUGUUGGAAAUUUUUUUUCCUUUUGCAAUUACAAUAAAUAUUCAAGAGACUAUAUUCAUGAAUA
Molecule: messenger RNA, 8926 nt
Organism: Phalacrocorax carbo (great cormorant)
Lineage: Eukaryota; Metazoa; Chordata; Aves; Suliformes; Phalacrocoracidae
Source: RefSeq, a predicted model, not a curated record